Messenger RNA from Lepus europaeus (European hare), 2281 nucleotides. RefSeq names its product ribophorin I (gene RPN1). The record is from RefSeq and is a predicted model, not a curated record. Gene Ontology annotation, cellular component: oligosaccharyltransferase complex; membrane. Lineage: Eukaryota; Metazoa; Chordata; Mammalia; Lagomorpha; Leporidae. The transcript has 10 exons. Bases 43 to 1866 code for a protein of 607 amino acids.
CGGCGGCUCUCGGCCCGGCCAGGCGCUCACUCGGUCCGGGUCAUGGAGGCGCCCGUCGCCUGCUUGUUUCUGUUCCUGGUGCUCGGGGCCUGGGCCCCGGCGCCCGGCAGCGCCUCGUCGGAGCCCCCGCCAUUAGUCAACGAAGACGUGAAGCGCACGGUGGACCUGAGCAGCCACCUGGCCAAGGUGACCGCGGAGAUCGUCCUGGCGCACCCGGGCGGCGGCUCCUCGUCCCGAGCCACCUCCUUCCUCCUGGCCCUGGAGCCCGAGCUCGAGGCCCGGUUGGCGCACCUCGGCGUGCAGGUGAAGGGAGAAGAUGAGGAAGAGAACAAUCUGGAAGUGCGAGAAACCAAAAUUAAGGGUAGAAGUGGGAGAUUCUUCACGGUCAAGCUCCCAGUUGCCCUUGAUCCAGGGACCAAGCUUUCAGUUAUUGUGGAAACUGUCUACACCCAUGUGCUUCAGCCAUAUCCAACUCAGAUCACCCAAUCAGAGAAACAGUUUGUGGUGUUUGAGGGAAACCAUUAUUUCUACUCUCCCUACCCAACGAAGACACAAACCAUGCGUGUGAAGCUUGCCUCCCGAAAUGUGGAAAGCUACACCAAGCUGGGAAACCCUACGCGCUCCGAGGACCUCCUGGAUUAUGGGCCGUUCAGAGAUGUCCCUGCCUAUAGUCAGGAUGCUUUUAAAGUACACUAUGAGAACAACAGCCCUUUCCUCACCAUCACCAGCAUGACCCGUGUCAUCGAGGUCUCCCACUGGGGGAAUAUCGCUGUGGAGGAAAACGUGGACUUGAAGCACACGGGGGCUGUGCUGAAGGGGCCCUUCUCGCGCUACGACUACCAGAGACAGCCCGACAGUGGGAUCUCCUCCAUUCGCUCCUUCAAGACCAUCCUCCCUGCAGCUGCCCAGGAUGUUUACUACCGGGAUGAGAUCGGCAACGUGUCCACCAGCCACCUCCUUAUUUUGGAUGACUCCGUAGAGAUGGAAAUCCGGCCUCGCUUCCCUCUCUUUGGAGGGUGGAAGACACAUUACAUCGUUGGCUACAACCUCCCAAGCUAUGAAUACCUCUAUAAUUUGGGCGAUCAGUAUGCACUGAAGAUGAGAUUUGUGGACCAUGUGUUUGAUGAGCAGGUGAUAGAUUCUUUGACUGUGAAGAUCAUUCUGCCUGAAGGAGCCAAGAAUAUCCAAGUUGACAGUCCUUAUGAAAUCAGCCGUGCCCCAGAUGAGCUGCACUACACUUACCUGGACACAUUUGGCCGCCCUGUGAUUGUUGCUUACAAGAAAAAUCUGGUAGAACAGCACAUUCAGGACAUUGUGGUCCACUACACGUUCAACAAGGUGCUCAUGCUACAGGAACCCCUGCUGGUGGUAGCUGCCUUCUACAUCCUGUUUUUCACCGUCAUCAUCUAUGUCCGCCUGGACUUUUCCAUCACCAAGGAUCCGGCUGCAGAAGCCAGAAUGAAAGUGGCUUGCAUCACAGAGCAGGUCUUGACCCUGGUCAACAAGAGAAUAGGCCUGUACCGUCACUUUGAUGAGACCAUUAAUAGGUACAAGCAAUCUCGGGAUGUCUCCACUCUGAACAGCGGCAAGAAGAGCCUGGAGACUGAACACAAGGCCUUGACCAGUGAGAUUGCUCUGCUGCAGUCCAGGCUGAAGACAGAGGGCUCUGAUCUGUGUGACAGAGUGAGUGAAAUGCAGAAGCUGGACGUGCAGGUCAAGGAGCUGGUGUUGAAGUCAGCGGUGGAGGCUGAGCGGCUGGUGGCCGGCAAGCUCAAGAAGGACACGUACAUCGAGAAUGAGAAGCUCAUCUCUGGAAAGCGCCAGGAGCUGGUCACCAAGAUCGACCACAUCUUGGAUGCUCUGUAGCCCCUGCCCUGGCCUUCAGGGUGGGCCCUGGGAGCCUGCACCGUUAAGAGGGCAGGCAGUGGGUGGAGGGUUGUUUGAACAUAGAGACCAGCGAAGGCUGCAUCUCUAAUUUGCAAAUGGCUUUCAAAGGAAGAGAAGCCAGGCAGUAGAAGAAGCCUCUUUUUUUAAAGUUAAAAAAAAAUUAAGUCCCACGAUAACAAAACAUCUUUGUGUUUUGAACAAAGAAAUUUUCAGUAGUUGACUGGUAUUGUUUGAUUCUGAAGCCUAGGGUAUUUUUUAAGCCUGUAAGCACCCUGUUUCAUGCCCUUCUACUUCUUGAUGUUUCGGGUAUUUUGUAAGCAUAUGUGUGUGUGUGUGUGUUUUUUUUUUUUUUUAAAGGUGUGUAUGACCAAAUGAAAAUAAAGCAGGGACUGUA